Messenger RNA from Loxodonta africana (African savanna elephant), 12232 nucleotides. It is a transcript of the gene HMBOX1, whose product is annotated as homeobox containing 1. The transcript has 11 exons. Gene Ontology annotation, biological process: positive regulation of DNA-templated transcription. The coding region runs from base 586 to 1920 and encodes 444 amino acids. Gene Ontology annotation, cellular component: nucleus. Gene Ontology annotation, molecular function: double-stranded telomeric DNA binding. NCBI's taxonomy places the organism in Eukaryota, Metazoa, Chordata, Mammalia, Proboscidea, Elephantidae. The record is from RefSeq and is a predicted model, not a curated record.
UCUUCACCCCAUCAUGAUAUCUUGUCCCCCAUAUGGGCCUGGGACACAUAGUUUUCUGGGAGGUGUAGUCCCGGUGGGUCUGGAUUCCCCUUUCUCCUCCUCCCUGUGGGCCGGCUAAUGGAUGCGGGACUUGCCGGGAGCUGUAGUUCUCCGAGGUGCCUAGAUGCGGAGUCCCAAGCUUUUACUCAAGGGAGGCAGGAACUACAACUCCCAGGGCUGCCCGGCGGCAGCAGGUGGGAGCGGGGCUGUUGAUAUCAAUAUGGCGGUUGUCAGCCAGACAAAGACAGUCAGUCUGAUGUGAUUGAGGCAAGGGAGGUUUUCACGGGGAGACUGGGAGAUACCGGCCUCCCCUCCUCCCUUUCCUCUUCCUGUGCGGGCCUCAAACCCUCCCCAGCCCCCACCCGCCGGGCUCCCCACGCGGAAGACACCCCUCCCCCUCCCGCUUUCUCCUUCCUAUCUCAGCUUUUCGUACUGGGACGUUGGGGAGGGGGCUGUGCCGGGCGGAGAGAACUCAGCGAGGAUUCUGAGAAUGGUAAAUAUCGCUGACCAUCUCUGGAAAGGUUAUUGAUUCGCCUCAUGUAAAGUAUGCUCAGUUCCUUUCCAGUGCUUUUGCUGGAAACCAUGUCUCACUAUACAGAUGAACCCAGAUUUACCAUAGAGCAGAUAGAUCUGCUUCAGCGCCUCCGGCGUACCGGAAUGACUAAACAUGAAAUUCUCCAUGCCUUGGAAACUUUGGAACGUCUCGAUCAAGAGCAUAGUGACAAGUUUGGAAGAAGGUCCAGCUAUGGAGGAGGUUCGUAUGGGAAUAGUACCAGCAAUGUUCCAGCAUCUUCCUCCACAGCUACAGCUUCCACACAGACCCAGCAUUCGGGAAUGUCCCCAUCACCCAGCAACAGUUAUGAUACCUCCCCACAGCCUUGCACUACCAAUCAGAAUGGGAGAGAGAAUAAUGAGCGAUUGUCCACCUACAAUGGAAAGAUGUCACCAACUCGCUAUCAUGCAAACAGCAUGGGUCAGAGGUCAUACAGUUUUGAAGCCUCAGAAGAGGACCUAGAUGUAGAUGAUAAAGUGGAAGAAUUAAUGAGGAGGGACAGCAGUGUGAUAAAAGAGGAAAUCAAAGCCUUUCUUGCCAAUCGGAGGAUUUCCCAAGCAGUUGUUGCACAGGUAACAGGUAUCAGUCAGAGCCGGAUCUCUCAUUGGCUAUUGCAGCAGGGAUCAGACCUGAGUGAACAGAAGAAGAGGGCAUUUUAUCGAUGGUAUCAACUUGAGAAGACAAACCCUGGGGCUACACUAAGUAUGAGACCUGCUCCCAUUCCAGUAGAGGAUCCAGAGUGGAGACAAACACCUCCCCCAGUCUCUGCCACACCUGGCACCUUCCGACUAAGACGGGGUAGUCGAUUUACCUGGAGAAAGGAAUGCCUGGCUGUCAUGGAAAGUUACUUCAAUGAGAAUCAAUACCCAGAUGAAGCAAAGAGAGAAGAAAUUGCAAAUGCUUGCAAUGCAGUUAUUCAGAAGCCAGGCAAAAAGCUGUCAGAUCUGGAACGAGUUACCUCCCUAAAAGUAUAUAAUUGGUUUGCUAACAGACGGAAGGAGAUCAAGAGGAGAGCCAAUAUCGAAGCAGCAAUCCUGGAGAGUCAUGGGAUAGAUGUACAGAGUCCAGGAGGCCAUUCUAACAGUGAUGACGUCGAUGGAAAUGACUACUCAGAGCAGGAUACUUGGCAAGUACGCAAUGGGGAGGAGGAGGAGGGAAGAAGUUCAGAGGGAGGCAGAGAAGCAGAGAAGGAUGACAGCACUAGCCAUAGUGACCACCAAGACCCCAUCUCAUUAGCUGUGGAAAUGGCGGCAGUCAACCACACUAUCUUGGCAUUGGCCUGUCAAGGGGCCAGCGAAAUCAAGACAGAGGCCCUGGAUGACGACUGAUCAGGAAGGAUUAAACAUAAGACGUUAACUUAGUUUUAGAUGUAGCACCUUAGCAGACUUUCCUUGGUCCUUAACAUGUGUUCUUAACAGUAUAACUUUACAGUUUCUUGUAUGUCAGUUAGCCGUUAGGGUCUUGUUCUGUGAAGAUGGCAUGGUGCCCUCAGCCUUUGCAUAUACUCUCUCAGUAUUAAUUCCCAGUAAAUAAUAACCAACCAACCAACCAAACUUCUCUCUCCCAGCCCCUGAGGCUAGAAAAUCUUGCUGCUCCGUCUUAGCAUUCCAAGAAAGUGCUUCCAGGUAUUUAGAUAGCCCUCAGUUCUCAAAUAUUAGACAAUGUAUAAAAUCUUGGAUACCUUUAGAUUCAUGUAACACUAGUCUGUACACCCUUUUCCUUCCCCAAGACUGAUAGGAUGCAAGCUGAGGUCGUUUGGCACAGGAUGGACAGACACCACUUGGGGAGUAUCCACAGAGUAAAAGGAACACUAUAGUCCCCACCUCAGCAUGAGAAUAAUUGAUUUCCAGCUGCAAUAAGCCGUGCCUCAUUAUAGUCACACUGUGGCUAGAUUAUAUUUCUUUGGGUGCUGUGCUAAGAAUGUCAGUGGAUUUUGGUUGAUGUUAACAUGCCUAACACAGACAUCCUUUCCUUUCACAAGCUGUGUGACUUAGUAGAUAAAAUACUGCCUUCUGCCUUUGGGACCAUGAUUUAAAAAAAAGACAAAGAAACAAAACCCAGCUUGAGAGCAUUGGAAAAAAUAUGACCUGAAUGUCUAAUGGAUGCUAAAGUCCAGUUCUCAGAACCACUGUACUUUAUGUGGCACAAUUACCAAUGCCUGCCUGGAAAAGUCCUGAGGUCAUCAUAGAAGUUACUUUGCCUCCUCUCUGUGUCCCCUUUUCCCUACUACAAGGAUGAAACUGAGGUCAAACAUGAGUGAAUGAACUUACUGUCUUUGUGUCUAUUAACUGAGGCCCCUCAAUGUGAGAGGUUGAGGAGGACUUUAUAAUGGGAUUAUGCUGACUAUCACAAGUGCAAAUACCUAGAAAGGAGCAGAAAAAAGCAGGGGACAUUUACCACACAUUGUGGCGGUGUGAGAACACAACGAGAUGUGACUGCUUUAGUGUUCUCUUUACUCUGUCCUUGUAGAGGUAUGAAAAGCUAUAUUGCUACAGGCAAUUUGUUUAAUAAUUGGAAGCCAUAUUGAUAAUGGAUGUGGUAAUAUUUGUAAAGUUUAAUCUACUUUAAGUGGCAGUAACUAAUGGAAUUUUUGUCCUUGAUCACAUAUGUAGUACUUUUGUUACUUUUUAAAGAUAUUUAUAUUUGAUAAAUCCUUUUUUCAUUUUGAGAACUCAAAAUACCAAACAGUGAAUUUGUGUUAUAAAGUCACCCUGUGAUCACCUUGUCAUCUAGUAGCAAAAUGAUGAACUACUCAUGCAUCAAAGAAAAUUACAUCUGCUGGUCUUGUAUGAAGUGAUCUCUUGACAUCCCGAUUAAAUGACACACUGUCACUGCAGGUAAGAGGAGACAGCAUUCAGCGUAGCAGCAUAGGGUGCAUCUGCGGGAGGCUCAAGUGCUGCGUGUGUUCUGCCUCAUUCCAUCUCUCCUUUCUACGAAUAAUGAAGCCUUGGUUAAAGGGGAAUAUGGGGCUUGGUAAUAAGCAGAGCUUCUGUCGUUAUGUCUGUUAUCUGAAAACAAUUUCUAAAGUAGAAGGAAGGUGCCAUUUCCUCACCACUUCACCCCUCCUCCCCCACCAGAUGUAUUCAACUUAAAACCAUUGAGAGAGAGACUUACCUUCCUUGUUUUCCCUUUCUUAUUACUGAGACAUUACAUACCCACCAGUUUUCAGCUGGUCUAACUCUACGUAAGGCACACACUGACUAGACCAUCUCCCUCUCUGUUUAUUUUGCUUACAUAAGUGAGGAAAAGUCUUUGAGAGGACUUGAAAGUGCUUCAGAGACCUUUGUGCAAGCCUGAUCCUACUCUCGUCUGUGGAUUUCAGGGGGAAAACGCAUGUGCUUUUUCCAACUUCCCAGAAUUGAAGUAAAGCGGAGCAGUCUUUCCUGUUUCACUGUAUUACUUGAACCAACCAUUUCAAGAGUAGUAUUUGUUAAUCUCAGGAAUGAUCCCCUCGCUUCUAUUCUUUCUUGGUUUGUUUGACUUUUUAUUUCAAUUAGGACAUGUAUUAUCUUUCUUUCCUUUUAUUAGAAAAAAUAUAACAUAUCUUCUCAUUUUGGUGGAAUUUUGUCUGCUUAUUCUCAGUUGAGUCAGAAAGAAAAUGAAAGAAAAAAGUAUACUCUUUGACAAGCCACAUCCAUGAUUUAUUGUAAGGAGAUUAUUAUAAUUGAUAGCUUCUUAAUGAUAGGAUUGCUACUACCAUUUGUUCUUGCUGGCCUUUUUAAAGGAACAGACUCAAACUGUUAGACAGCUGCAGUUUCUAAAGAAAUACAAUGAUAGCCACAGAAAAGCUAAAAGGUUUCAUUAUUUUAAGACUUAUGGAAAGAAAGAAAAAUCUUUUGGGAAUAAAGGAGAAUUAGUAUCCAUGAAGGCAGUACCAGGCCCUAUCUGGCAAUGUGGUAAAACUGAAAGAAUAUUCCUACCAGUGUAGGAUAGUAUCCUAUUCAGUUCAGUAGAAAUAGAAGGAAGGGAAAUAGAUUUCACCAACAAUUCUCUGAUUAGAGAACACUGCUAGCCUCCUAUAAAGACCUACUGCCUUACCUAUAACUUUUGGUUUUUCACCAAGAGUCUACUUUUGGACCUCGAUUUAAAUCUUCCAUCGGUUUUCUAUUUGUCCUCAGGUUCAGUUCUGCUGUCUUGUCCCAGCCACUUUCAUUCUCAUAAUGGCACAUGAAGUUGCCACUGUUUAAUCUGUAAUAUCUUUAGAUGAGAGAUUUUUUUUUUUUCUUAAGCUUUUUCAGACUUUAGAGGUGGUAUUAAAUUAGAAACCCUAAGCUGCUCUAUUACUGGAAGAAAAAUAUCCAAGCUCUUAAGAAUUUUAUGCCCUUUGGUGGCUCUGUUCCUCUUCUCUCACCACGUCUGUCCUUCAGGCCUGAAAGGACUCUCUCAGGGGCUGUUCCUUCCUGUUUGAGGAAGACUUUAUUAAAAUGUGUGGGGUGGGAGGAAUCUUACUGACUGUUAUUCAUGUAAUUUAUCUGUUACUAUUUUUUUCUCUCUUGCUAUAUUUAAAGAUACUUUAAUUGAAUUACAGAGGUCAGAUGGGUGAACUUCCUACUUUUUUUACAACACAACUUUACAUAGGGACCUUUUAAAGAUGGACCAUCCAAAUGCAAUGUCUGCCUGUCUGUUUAUAGCCCUAACAUCAGAUGAAGGCCCAGUAUGGACAAUACAGUACACUCGUAUCUGAGACCUUAUGGAGCCAUUCAGUACCAAGUAGACAUCUUGGUUUAUUUCAACAAAGCUUAUAAUGGUGGAGCGUCCCUUAAGGCAGUUUCCUUCUUCACAAUCUGAAUCCUUUAAAUGGUUGGUAAAUGUCGUUACCUCCCACCUAUCCAUGAGUUCUGUACAGUUUCCAACAUUGUCAUUUGGUGGGACAGCCCCCCACAUACAUUCCUAUGACCCUUCACAGGAAGAAGGAACCUGGGGCAGAAAGGCAUGGAACCCCUUCUAGGGUACCUUUUGCCCCAGCUCAGUAGGGAUGGCCACCUAAAGAUGUGAGGAAGAAGUGCAUUAACACUGAGGCAUGCGAUUGUGGUACUCCAGUUCCUGGUAGAUAAUCCACUGAUCAGUAACACCUAUUUUGGGUUCAGACAUCCAAAGGUAUUUUUACCUUGAAGGAAAAAAAAACUCAAGAACUAAUACAGGUGUUUCAGUUCUCCCUAUUUGGCCUUUGUCUUUAGGAAACAUUGGUUUUCAGAUCUUUCCUCUUGAAUUCCAACCAUCAGACACCAACUAUAAAACAGACUUUCAUUCAGUCAGGAAUCUCCAAUCACAUUCUCUCAGUCUUCUUCCAUUUUUGUCUGUGCUCCAGAACUGGUUCUGAUCUGACCUGGAAUCUGUUACCUUUGAUAGCUGGCAGAGCGGGUGGGUAUGGUCCAUUUCUUGACACAGCUGCUCCUUCCUGCUUUGCAGCCCAUCCUUUUUGACAGCUACAUAUUCCACUGACCAGCUACAUUCUCUAUCUUUACAACAGUGGAAAUAGUCCCUUUUUUCAUAAGUGAACCCCACCCCUGUCCUAAAAAUGUGAACUUUAAGUCCUUACUGUCUCUUUGCUCUUAAGAAGGGUUUGGUUAGAAGCAGUCUUCCCAUUUAACUCACGGCUCUGCCUUUUAAAAUUGCUUUUUGUCAUUUGUUAUUCAGAGAACGAGCAAAGUAUUUUUUCCCCAAUGAGUCUCAGCAGAUUCUUAGGCAAUAAUUUUUCUUGUUGAUGAUUUUGUUCUUGGUAACACUCUACAUUGAGUAGUCCUGACCCUGUACAUUGUGUGUUGAUUUUCUGUGUUAAUCUCUGUGAUUUUCAUCUUAAGUCAGUGAUGAUAGUUUUUGUCCUUUUGUUGUUGUGGUUAUUGGCAGUGUUUUACUACUGUAUUCAUUGGGGCUGCAUUGAGACCAGCCAAAUCCAUUUAUAGCUUUACUGAGCCGGAUCUACUUGUCAAGACUUCCCAAAUAAAAGUUGGGCACAUUGACCAGCUUCUGCUGGUGGCAUCUUGUGGGCGGGGGGGAUGCUUUGGGGUGAGGGUGGGAAUUACACAUAUAAAGCAUUCCUUUUCUGGGUGCUCUUUAAAUAGCAAGGAUCUUUAAUCAGGAUUUGGGGAUCAGUUGUCAGCCAUAGUGAAUUUGGCAAAUGGAGCUGCAUGCCCUGAAAGCCCUCUUACUGUUUCUUUCUUCCAUAUUGUCUGAUUUACAUUGCCUAGUGAUGCCUAAGUUAUCCAGUUUAAAGGUAUUGCACAGUAAUGAGAAUGGAAGGUUUUCCAGAGGAGGCAACUGAAUGGCCAGUGCUUUGCUGAGGCAGUUAUCCUCUGAGGAGACUGCGAUAGUAUGCUGGGCGGAGUACAGGACCUUCCUUUUUUCUGUAAUGUGGACUCCUUCAUUAUAUACUGUUUGUUUCAAAAGAUGACUGUCACUUAAAAAGAAAGAUCCCCUUGCCACUUUGAAAAGAAUUUACGAUACUAAGGUUGGCAGGAAAGGCUUUUUGAAUGCAUCAAGCCAACAAGUCAGUUUUCUGAUUAAAGAAACUUCUCUCUCACAAACAGGUUAUGUUGGGAAACUCUGUUCUUAAUUCUCUUUAUUUAUUAGCCUCAAUGAUAUGCUGCCACUCUUGCCAUCUUAGAGGGCCGAUCGUUGACUCAUUUCUCUCUGAAGUGCAGCUCUGUGCCUGUGUAUGUACAUUCAAGAGCUAGAAGUUUCUGUGCUAGCUUUAUUGUUCUUUCUUGGUGGAGAUGAGAAAUAGCAGCAACAAGAAACCUCAUGAUCUGAGAAAUCCAGUUUCUUCUAACCCUGGGGUUUUUGUUCAUUUUGUUUUUAUCAAGGGGCGAAGAAAUGCAGGAGAGAAAAGAUUGAGAGAAAAUUUGUAUGCACCCAGGUAUCUUACACAACCUUCUUAUCAUAGUCACCCAGGGGUUUCACAGACAUAGUAAGUGCCUCAGGGUUACAAACAUCCACAUCUCUUAACUUCUUUCUGACUCUUUAUACUGUGCUGGGGCCAGGCAGUAAGCAGAACUAAAUAGAGUUGAUUUUAUUCAGGUGAAAUCUAACUGGCAUUGUUAUACCACUUGACAGUUUACCACGCACGUCUCACACCCAUGAUCUCAUUAGCUAGCUCCCUAACAACAAACAGAAGGCUGCAUCUGCAGGGAGCAGCUUUGCCUUUUCCCUCCCCUGCCAUCCAUUUAACUUGGUAAUUUUUCAGAUCUCUUUGCCCCAGUGUUCCCCGAGUGGUAUUUGGACUCUCUGUGCCCUCCAGUGAGUGUCCAGGCACCCAGGUGCAGGUGGCAUAUGGAAAGCAGUGGGUUGUGUGCUGUCAUCGCUCUGGGGUUACCCCAGUGAGGGGCGUGUGUGCACAUACAGCCUAGCUCUUGCUUGGGAUACCAGCUCCUUCAGCUCCAUUUUCAUUUUCUCUCUCUUUUAAAUAAAAAUGGCUCUGUACAGCCAUAAUAACGCUCAAAUUCACAUUGGUGUGCUGUGAUCAAAUGAACGUUUGGCUGAAUCUUUUCAAAUUGUAACCAUGGUAAUUUGAGGGGGGUGGCAUAGAAUGACUAUAUAAAAAUAUAAUGACAAUUGCUCUGAAUGACUGAGUGUCCUCCUGACAUGUAAUUAGCUGUUUUAGCAAGAUGUGGAUUGGCGUGGUCAUAACUAAAAGGAUUUCUGUCCUUUAUAUGAUUGAAAAUGGCAGAUGUCCCAUCCCCUUGUCCCUUUUAGCACUAAUGCUCCCGGGAACAUUUGAAACAGCAACCCAGUAAACUAAAAUAAUGACAUGGUGCUCACGUUCUCUCAAGUGGAAGAAUAGGAUUUGGAUUUAUUUCAGCUUCAAAAUGGAAGCCUUUGCUUAUUGCUCCCCAUGUGACUUCUAAAGUAUUUGAAACCUCUGUCUCACAUCCACUUGCAGCCUGUUCUACCUUUCAGUAGAAACCACAGUCAGAAUUCCAAACUAGCCAACCACAGACAGGCCCUCUAGGUCACUGUCCCACUUGCUAACCAGCUACCGUAUCAUGUUGGCCUGACUUAAGGACAUUUACUGCUUAAUGAGCUCCCUAGAAUUUUCAGAGUUUUCCUUGGUUAUGUGAUAUGUCCACUGCCAUCACUGCAGGAAAGUAUUUAUCAAACAGCAGUUUACAUAGGGGUUAAGUAAGGUUUUCCUUAUUGAAUCAUAUGAUCUAGAACAAACAACACGACACGAACACAUAAGAAUGAAUUUAUACCUACCAGCUUUAAACAGCUAUGUGGCAUAAAGGGAGUACUGGUACUUGCAAUAUCCUAAAGUUCCUGGAGCAAAAGAACACCAGUGAAUUUUCCCCAGCUUUUCUUACAUCACUGUUCAAUGUUGUCACCAGCGUUAUUCUGUUAGGGGUUUCUUUUGUUAUCCUGAGUUUUCCCCACUUCUCUUCUUCCAACCACCCUGUCCUGUGGGUUGUCAUGUGGUCUUAACUCCCUACACAGCCACGACCGUGGCAUCCACUCUUCUCACGCUGAGGUAUCAGACACUGGAUGAGAGCUGCAGAGUCGCAGCUAGCCCUGCUCUAGCAUAUGUAGGUUUUUUAUUUUUUCUUUUUCCAUCACUUGCAGAAGUUUUUAUUCUGUUGUAUGAUCAAGAGUGAGCCUGCAAGAACACCAGCACCCAACAUAGUGCCAAAGGUCCCUCAUGAGCAGUUUGUCUCCAGGAGGCUCACAGUUGUGCUAGGCAAGCCCAGGUUCCGGAGCCCUUCCUUUCUCAGGGCUGGACACUCCAAGAUUGGUUAGUAGCCACUAAAGAAAAUACAGCUCUUGCCUUUUUCUUUCUUUCUUUUUUUUUUUCAUAUUUUGCUGCUUCCCCUCAUACACAUCUUUUCCCUCCUCCAUGUAUCUGAAGGAAUCCUAACCUAGCUUAACUGUCUAAUUACAAAAUCAGUUUUAUAAAAUGCUGAGGUGGGCAGCUUAUUUAUAAUUGUCCUCUUCUCUCCACCAACAAACACACACACCUUUAGAGUUGAGGAAAGGUCCUUAUGCCACAGUAUUGUUUUACUUUUUUUCUUCCCAAAAUACCUACAGUAACAAUCGAAUGUGUACUAGUUGGGCUAGAUCAGGAAAAAAAAAAUGUGUAAAAGGUUUUUGCUUAGCAUUUCUCUUUGUGUAAGAUAUAAAAGCAACUUUGUGCCCAUGCACCCUGCACACCUGCAUUCCAGAGAUACGUACGUCAUGGAGCCUGCUUGCAGUGGGACCCUACCUGUCUUCAUGACAACUGAAAUGAUUAUGAAUUUAUGACACCGAAGAUUAGAGCAUCCCUUUGCUUAUUUGCUCAGCUGAAAGAUAGCUAAAUAUCUUCAUUAUAAUUUAGAGCAAGUCUUAAGAUUAAAAAUUCUGAGAUCUGACUAACCAAAACCAAACCAAACCCAGUGCCAUCAAGUCGAUUCCGACUCAUAGUGACCCUACAGGACAGAGUAUAACUGCCCCAUAGAAUUUCCAAGGAGCACCUGGCGGGCUGACCCUUUGGUUAGCAGCUGUAGCACUAAACCACUAUGCCACCGGGGUUUCUAAGCUCUGACUAGACGACUAGAAUACUGAUUUGAGAGACAUGCAGUAAAACAGCCAGCAGAACAUUCUGAUGAUUUGCUUACAUUGAAAGGAAAUAGAAUUAUCAUUGCAGUUAAAACCUUGUAACAUGGUCUCUUAUUUUAGGGAUCAGAGUAUUAGAUGUGCUGCCGAAGGGAUGGUGCUCUUCAGAAAGAACUGGAGUUGGGAAGAUUUCCCUUCCCAGGUGUCUCCAGAGAACACUUUGGUGACUCAAAAAACAAACUAGCACCCCGCUCCCCUUUCCCUAAUAAGAAAAGAAACCCAACUCACAAAAAUGGGUGAAAACAUAGGGGGUGUUUACCCAUGAAAUUUUUUUUUUUUCUAUUUUAAAGAAACAUCAAAAGAAAAUUGUUCUUAGAAGAAACUGGAGUAAAGAUGCUGUCAUUCUAAACCGUAAUACAAAAAGAGAGAGACCUCCCGAGCAUUCGAAGGUCAUGGUAAUAGCAGGCGCCAUUCACUCAGCAUGUACUCUGUGCCGGGUGCGUUACUGAGUGUGUUUACACACACCAUCUCUUCAUUACUCAAAGAUUCACGGACCCUACACUGAGCAAUACCACCCUACAAAGUCCUUCAUGAGUAAAAUUUCCAGUCACUUUUUUCAUUUUAGUAGAAUAUUAAUCAUAAAAUGGCACGUGUAGGAAAAGCCAGCCUGUCCCUGCUCUGAAUGAACUCACUGGAUCUGAGCCGUUUCGUUUUCUUCCAUGGCAGCUUUGAAGAAUCCCCACAGUCACACUGCAGCAUUGCUGUCGCUGUCUGGCACUCCAUUCCCUCUAAUACUGGACUGGCAUUGUCAUUAUGGUCUAGAUACCAUAGCCUAGGCCUUUUUUGUCAUGGUUAGCCUUCCUCCCUGGUUAGUUAGUGCUGGCGACAGAAAUGCACUUAACUCGGUGACGCUCUGCAACCGUGAUGGGAAACAUUUUGUUUCCACUCUGUGGUGUCAGGGAUGCAGAUGUGAAAGUCUUGCCUUUGGGGAAGAAGCGUAGAUGGCUGUCUUAACAGUGUGAGUACUGAGAGGAGCUAGAACUCAUUUGCACUCUUGAGGUGUUGUUCCAGUUAGUGAAGGCAAAGAACGUUAAAAUUGCUCAUGUUUCCUGCUUUCUCUCUAGUCAGCGCUUCUAGUGUUUUCUUAGUGCCUGUAACUUUCAGGCACCCUGCUGGUAUUUAUGUUUUGCUAAACCAUUCCAGCUUGCUGUGCCAUCCCUGCCAUCACAGCCAUGACUUGGAGGUGGAGAACCAGAGAAGGCUGUGGUGCUGGGCCAGUACUUGUGGAAACCCGAAGCUCGUAUUCUGAUGCUGAAUGAGUGCCAGCCCUGCCUUGGGCACUCAGUGGUUCUGCAUGAGCCUUCAGUGGCCAGUAAAUAGCAGUUUCAUGGAGACAGAUCCAGGUACUUGGCUCAGCGUAAGACCACCCCACUUUCUUAUAGUCCGAAUCCAGCAAAGCAGCAAGGUGUCUUGAGGAUUGGAGGAUCCCUGUCCCUGCCAUGGCUCAUGUGGAGGCUCGGUGGUUGUUGGUCAGGGACCCUGAACAAAGGACGUGGGCUCCCAACUGAACUGAGGAUUCAGCCAGCCUGGAAUUCCAUGUUCCUCCCUUCCCUUUUCUACCUCUUUUCCUUUUAAAAAUGAGUGCUUGUCCAGUGGUUGGUUCUUUGAUUAUCUUGCUCUUAACCCACUCUGUCAUGUCAUGGACAACCUGAAUGAAAGCCCAGGAGGGUGAAAGCCACAGCUUUGAGAUCAUCUCUGCAAGAAAACCCACUAGGCUUAUGAGUUAGGAUUGAUGAUCCCAAUAAUAGACAUUUUUCAUUCCCUGGUUAAUGGGUGUUUUUAUUAUCCAAUACCUCCUCCCCCCCUAAAGAAAAUUUCAUUUGAAGGGAAGAAGGCAUGCAUGGCUUCCAGUUUGGUAUUGAUCCAGAUUUUCUUCUCUGGUGGUGGUUUGAUGCCACUGAACUUUGGAAUGGAGGCAUUGUUUAACUCUUCCAUAGGAAGAGGACAUAAUCACAAAGUUCCAUUCAUGGUGAGACAAGUCAUAAGACUUGUUUCAAGGUUUAGUCCUCCCUGUGUGACUUUUCCAAUUUCGUAUCACUUCCAAGUCAGGCCUGAAUU